Messenger RNA from Aspergillus chevalieri, 1383 nucleotides. Its product is annotated as NAD(P)/FAD-dependent oxidoreductase. The transcript has 3 exons. The record is from RefSeq and is a predicted model, not a curated record. Bases 1 to 1383 code for a protein of 460 amino acids. NCBI's taxonomy places the organism in Eukaryota, Fungi, Ascomycota, Eurotiomycetes, Eurotiales, Aspergillaceae. Gene Ontology annotation, molecular function: oxidoreductase activity. Gene Ontology annotation, cellular component: cytoplasm.
AUGGGCUCUACAGACUCCCUACCUGCCGGCCUCCCGGUCGGAAACCCCACGACUCCCUUCUGGAGAACCGAAUUACAUCCCCUCGAUGACCUGCGAGCUACUCCGGAAUUGCCCCAGCAGAGCGACAUCGUCAUAAUUGGCGCUGGGUAUGCCGGGGUCAGCAUCGCAUAUCAUCUAUUGAAGCAACAGGAUCAGAAAGGCCAACCCCACCCGUCGAUAACUAUUCUGGAAGCGAGACAGAUCUGUUCGGGUGCUACCGGCCGUAAUGGUGGCCACAUACGACCUGAUUUGUAUGGUCAUAUUCCGACAUACAUUGAACGACAUGGAACCGAGGCCGGUGUAGAGCUGGCCAAUUUUGAGCUUUCACAUGUUAAAGCCCUGAAAGACGUCAUUGUCAAGGAAGAGAUUGAUUGCGAUCUCAACAUUACUCGGAAUAUGAAUGUAUAUCUCAAUGAAGCCCAUGGAGAGAAGGCGAAACGGACAUAUGAGGCACUGGCAUCCCAGGCGCAUUCGUUUGUCGAGGACAUACAUUAUACACCCCAGAAACAUGCUGAAGGAAUUUCUGGCGUCAAAGGUGCCAAGGCUUGCAUGUCCUAUACUGCAGGCACGUUGUGGCCUUACAAGUUCGUUCUCGGAUUACUUUCGAAGAUCGUGGACUAUAGUGCUCUGAAUGUACAGGCGAAUACCCCAGUCACAUCCGUGUCAUCUGAAUCUGACUCCAGUCACCUGGUCAACACUCCCCGCGGAUCAAUUCAUGCUUCCAAAGUCAUCUAUGCUACAAAUGCCUACACACCCGGCUUACUCCCGGAAUACUCCUCACAUAUCGUGCCUGUUCGUGGAAUAUGCUGUCACAUCACUAUCCCCGAGGGCAAAAAUGCCCCUUUCCUACCAUACUCUUACAUCCUCAACACAGAGAAUGGAGACGGAUGCAGCUACCUGAUCACCCGACCUGACGGGAGCAUAAUCACCGGCGGCGCCCAAUACACAUUCAAAGAAGCUAAGGAGCAGUGGUAUGGUGUGGUAGAUGACAGUACACUGAUUGAGCCUGCAAAGGACUAUUACAAUGACUACAUGCAGCGCACGUUUCAGGGCUGGGAGGACAGCGGUGCAUAUGUCAAGGAGAUUUGGACUGGAAUUAUGGGUUAUUCGUACGAUUCCAACCCUCACGUUGGUGAAAUCCCAGACAAACCCGGACAGUAUAUUUGUGCGGGAUUCAAUGGGCACGGAAUGCCAGUAAUCUUCUUAACUGCCAAAGGGCUCGCCGAAAUUAUCCAGACGGGCAAAAGUUUUGAAGAGGCUAAAUUACCGCGCAUCUUCAAGUCCACAAUGAAGAGACUGCAGGCGGCUCAGGAAGCGUCGGAUGGAGGUGAUGUUCUGGCUUGA